AGCGGAUUGAGGAACGCGCACGGGCAGAGGUAUAAAUAUGCGCGACCCGAGGCACACGAGUGUCAAGCCUGGUCGUCUAACGCAAAAGAAUCGGCAGAGUGCGAGACAAUCGCGGACCAUCAUCGCCCUAUCAGUCCCUCCAGUGUCGAGCACCAUGCAAUUCUCCGCCCGCUUCCUCCUGUUCGUUCUGGUGGCCAUCAUUGCCGCAGCGAGUUCAGCGCUGGGCUACUCGGCGUCCAACCAGGUCUCCUCGCAACAGCAGCAACAGCAGCAGCAGCGCCACCGGAUCAACGUGGGCCGCUGGCUGAAGAGCAUGCUACCGGCGGCCGCAGCAGCCGCCGCGUCAGCGGGCGACACGGACAGUCGAAACACAGCCGACCUGGACACCGCCGACAUGAUCGACCCUGUCCUGCUCGCCUCUGGGUUCGCCAAGCGGCAGGAGGACGACUACGGUCAUAUGAGGUUCGGACGAUCCGACGACUACGGACACAUGCGCUUCGGCAGAAAGUGAUCCUCCUCGGACUGCUGCCGCCAGGUCAAACACAGCCGUUCCAACAUCUGCUGCGCAGCCAAACGGUAUGCCAGUACAACCAACCCCAUUGUUGUGCCAUCGGGUAAGACCUCGGGGCGAAUCGCACACCGCUUGUACGACUCUCAAGGAAGAUCUCCACGCUCAACAACAACUGCAACAGCUCCUACACCAGCUGCAGCUCCGCUUGCUCAAACGCAAUAAAAAGGCGGAGCUAUCGAAACA
Messenger RNA from Rhipicephalus microplus (southern cattle tick), 754 nucleotides. It is a transcript of the gene Dsk, whose product is annotated as Drosulfakinin. The record is from RefSeq and is a predicted model, not a curated record. NCBI's taxonomy places the organism in Eukaryota, Metazoa, Arthropoda, Arachnida, Ixodida, Ixodidae.